Helicoverpa zea (corn earworm) is the source of this 3006-nucleotide messenger RNA. It is a transcript of the gene TfIIA-L, whose product is annotated as transcription initiation factor IIA subunit 1. Lineage: Eukaryota; Metazoa; Arthropoda; Insecta; Lepidoptera; Noctuidae. Gene Ontology annotation, cellular component: transcription factor TFIIA complex. The record is from RefSeq and is a predicted model, not a curated record. Gene Ontology annotation, biological process: transcription initiation at RNA polymerase II promoter; transcription by RNA polymerase II. The coding region runs from base 391 to 1380 and encodes 329 amino acids. The transcript has a single exon.
UUUUCGUUAUCUGGCAAGCAAAAUCUGCUUUUUGUUUGUAGGUUAUGUUUUAUUAGUGAUUAAUUGUCAAAAUUUAUGUUGAAUAUUUUCGUGGAAUUUGUUCAGUUAUUAUGGAGUGGACAUGAACUCGUUACUUGUGUCGCCUAGUGAAAUAUUCUAUAGAUCGUUGGUUCUAGUAAAGUAUUUAACAUCCAUCGUCCAUUUAAUGACUGUGUCGAUCUCGGAGUAUUACUUGACAUUGAGUUAUUGAAUUGAGAUGUGAACACGAAAGUGGAUACGCACUCGUCACCGUACUAUCAACAACGUGAAGUUUUCUAACUAAACUUAUUACUUUGUAGAUCUGUACAUUUCAGUUUCGUUUUUUGCAUAGUUUAGACAUAAGCCGUCGAGAUGACGAUGAGUCAGUUAACAGUUAUGAAACUUUAUAAUACAGUAGUGGACGACGUGAUAGCUGGAGUAAGGGACUGCUUUCUGGACGAUGGUGUAGACGAGCAAGUACUGCAGGAACUGAAGCAGUUAUGGAAAACAAAGCUCCAAGCCAGUGGGGCCAUGGACCCACCACAGCCCGAACCCGCUAUACCGCCGCCACCUCCGGUGCUACAGAACUUUCAAAAGGCCAACGGUAACAAUGUGGUACCUAAGAGGACUGAUACACAUUUGGGACAGCAAGGUUCUAGCCAAAACUCUGGUGUGGAGCAUGGUGCUCCAGCCUCCAACCUAGCUGGUGCACAUCCACAUCAUGUACUGGACCCCAACAACAAAGUGCCAGUGCAACUAACCUUGCCCGCUCAGCCAGGAGUACCGGGAUCACAACCACGCUCAUUUACUAUACAAAUCCCUGCAUCUGCACUGAACGGUAAUAAACUACACCAAGUGCUCACUGGCCCAAUUAUAAAUGCUACUAUAAGUUUACCUCAACCCCUAGCUGCAACAUUAUUGCAACAACACAUCAAUUCUGCAUUAGCCGGGCAACAAAAUGAAUUUGAUGGAGGUGGAGGUGGCCGCAGUGGUGCUGCGCCUUUCUCUUUAGAUGGUGCUCUAGAUUCUUCUGAUGACGAGGGCUCAAAUGGUGGCGAUGGCUCUGAAGAUGGUGCAGGGGAUGAUGACGAGGAUGAGGAGUCUCCUGAGGAAAGAGCAGAGGAGGAGGAAGAGGAGCGGGAUGAAAGCGGUGGGGCUGAGGAGGAACCUCUUAACUCAGGCGAUGAUGUGUCUGAUGAAGAGCCCGGUGACAUGUUUGAUACUGACAAUGUGGUGGUUUGUCAAUAUGACAAAAUAACACGCAGUCGCAAUAAGUGGAAGUUCUAUCUUAAAGAUGGUAUCAUGAACUUAGGUGGGAAGGAUUAUGUCUUCCAGAAAGCGAAUGGUGAUGCGGAAUGGUGAAAAUGUACUAAUAAUGAACAAAUAAGCUGUGUGUAUUUUUAUAGAAGGUGUAACUUGUUGUAUCUGACUGUUGGAAUGUAACUACUAGAAAAAACAAAAGACAAUGGUGAAAUACAGAUAUUAUUAUUUAAUUAUAAUAUCAUAAUGCACAUUGACUUCAACCGUAGCAAGAGUAUGGAUCACAUCUCACAGCUAUGCAAUUGACUUGUGUUUUAAUACCAUCUUAUGUUAUUACAGGACCUUAACUAAGAAAAAUAUCUAUUUUUCAAUCUUUAUGCAGAUUUCAUUCAACUUUUAUUAUGAAACUGGGUGUCAACUAACCUUUAAUGGAUUGUUAUCUUACUUUAUGUAGUUCUACAAAAUGGUCUGUCCUUGUUAUGAAGUGAAAUACAAAAUGUUGUAUUUGUUCUGAAGAGUAUACAUUUUUGUGAGCAUUUACUUGUUUAGGUUGAAGUCAGUGUUGGUGAUGCUCAUGGAAAAAGUACCAAAUGCAGGUGAUGAUUCAAUGAUUAUAAUGAGCUUCUUACAUUAGUUACUGUCAAAAUUAUUUAAGUAUACUGUACAUUUUGAUUGUAAUUUGCUAUUUAAGCUUCACUAAAGUUGAUACAUAAAAGAAUCACUGUAAAAGUAGAAAUAUCCACACUGAUGUUAUAUAACUUGUGCCAUAACCAAGAAAUAACUCUGAAAUCCGUUUUAACUGUAUUAUUAUGAGCUGCUUAUCCAAACAUAUUUGCAUUUUAUAUGUGUAUGAUUGGCAAUCCAAAGGUUUAAUAUCCAAUGUAGUAAUUUCAAUAUGUUGUUCCAUCUGUUGUAGCUAUGUUUUCUUUUUCAGAAUUGAAAUUGUUGAUAUUUUGUUCUUGUGCUUGUUAUAUUUAAUAAACCAGCACCAAUAACAUAACAGCUACAUAUUUAAAUACACUUCAACAAUAUAGUGAAGCUGGUAGCAUAUAAUUAAUGUAACAAAUACGAAAUCCAAAUUAAUAAGUGAUGUGUACACAGUGUAUCACAUAGCUUUCAAACUACGUUUUGGCAUAGAAUAAGUUGAGUUUUACAUCCAAACAUUACUUGUAAGUUUCUUCAAAGUAAUUCAGUUGAUUACUGUUAAUCUAUAAAUGUAUAUAUUUUCUUAAAAAUGUUCAUUAAUUAAUUAUCUAGCAAUAUUUCCAUUAAAGUAUUCAUUCCCUCACAAUACCUAGAAGGUACUUGUAAAUAACACCCGAGUACUGAUAAAACCUUGAGAAAUGUAAUGGUACGGCCAUGCAAGCUUGCUUGAUACUUGGCCGAGGCACUGCCAUGCCUCUGGAUAAUUGCUUUACGAAUAAUGGACAUCCACAUUUUGAAUUCAUUUAACUUUUAAGAUAUUUGUGUCUCAGUUCAGGCAUUAAGUUAUUAUAUUGUGAUAUCUAUGUUAAUAAAUAAUGUUUUCAAAGAGUGGAACAUUUAAAAUGUAUUUUAAAUUUUAUUUGUAAUUUAAUGAUCUUUGAUAAAAUGGUACAUGCAGCAAGUUCCAACUGUCUAGUUAAUUCUCAAAUAGAUAUGUAAUAUAAGUUUCUUAUGGUUUGUUUCAUCCCUUAAUAAAACGUUUGAUGAAAGUGGUAAUUACCUAUAAUAAAAUAUGUUGCAAGA